Camelina sativa (false flax) is the source of this 685-nucleotide messenger RNA. RefSeq lists its product as uncharacterized. The record is from RefSeq and is a predicted model, not a curated record. NCBI's taxonomy places the organism in Eukaryota, Viridiplantae, Streptophyta, Magnoliopsida, Brassicales, Brassicaceae.
UAAGUUGCUUAGUUUGGAGAAAGAACAUUACAAUUCCCCAAAAAAAUCAAAACCUGAUUCACAAGUAAACCCCCUCCAAAAAAAGAGAAUCAACAGUGACUUCAUGAAUCAACCCUCCGACCCACCUUCUCCACAUUCCCUCCAAUCUCUCUCCUAUGACUAUAAAACGCACCAUCUUAUAUCGUACUCGUUUAAGCAAGCAAGCAUCAUCAUCAUCAUCAAGACUCAAGAGAGAGAGAGAGAGAGAGAAAAUGUCGGACUGGGGACCGGUGCUAGUGACGGUGAUACUCUUCGUGAUGCUCACGCCAGGGCUUCUGUUUCAGUUGCCUGGACGACAAAGAUACGUUGAGUUCGGUAAUUUUCAGACAAGUGCUGUCUCAGUUAUCGUCCAUUCUCUACUCUACUUCUCCCUUGUCUGCGUCUUCCUUCUCGCACUCAAGAUUCACAUCUACAUCGGCUAGUUUCAACCCCGUUGCUAAUGCUAAAUGUUUUCCAAGUUUUCUCUUCAGCUUUUUAACCUUUAACUAUCAUUUAUAUCCAAUAUUUUAAUUUCCAAAUUAAUGUACCUUCAUAUAUGGUCCAUUAUAACACUUUCUAUCGGACCCUUUUGUUUUAAUUUAUGUGUUUACCUUUUCUCUUCUUGUAAACGCAAUUAUUAUGGAGCUUAAAAUAAUCAUUGGCAUUA